GGGGUCCCCGGGUCCCUGUGGGGCCCCGCCAUGAGGCCGCAGCAGGCGCCCGUGGCCGCCAAGGUCUUCGUCCAGCGGGACUACAGCGGCGGCACCCGCUGCCAGUUCCAGACCAAGUUCCCCCCGGAGCUGGACAACCGGAUUGACCGACAGCAGUUUGAAGAAACCGUUCGCACUCUGAAUAACCUGUAUGCCGAGGCGGAGAAGCUUGGGGGGCAGUCCUAUCUUGAGGGCUGCCUAGCUUGUUUGACAGCAUAUACCAUCUUCCUGUGCAUGGAAACGCAUUACGAGAAGGUUCUGAAGAAGAUCACCAAAUUCAUUCAGGAACAGAAUGAGAAGAUCUACGCUCCCCAGGGCCUACUCCUGACAGACCCCAUCGAACGAGGACUGAGAGUUAUUGAAAUUACCAUUUACGAAGACAGAGGCAUAAACAGUGGAAGAUAAAACUAUGGAAUCUGAGCCCUCCUCCACCCAGGACUCUCCUCUGACCAAUGGGCAACCGCAGAGCAUCCCCUACCUCCUCUCCAGAGCGUCAUUCCUUCGGAUCCGCUACCAGCGCCACGGUGCCAUCCACCCCCAGGACUGACUUUCGGAUGUCCCGCUCCCCCCGGAGCGACCUGCUAAAUUCCUCGGCAUCCACAUUGUGUCUUUCAGCCGUAUAGAACUGUAACCUUUGUAGUAAUUUCGGAGAAAAGACAAUGAAGCAGUUGUUUUUUUUUUUUUAACUCAGAACGGUUUGAUAAAAAAACGAACUGCAUAAAUCAGUCCAAUGCAAAGUCCAGUUCAUGCCCGCCGCGGUUAUUACGGCUCCUGUCGCUCUUGGCUCUGGGCCUUCAACUUCACCGGGUGGCUUCGGAGCAAAGCAGAUGUCGUUCAAUCUGGGUGAUCUGAUUCCCCCAAAGAAAGGGAAAUGCCUUUUCUCCAGGGCAUGGCAUCUUGUGAGAGGUCAGCCCCGUCCGUGACCCGUAGAUGCCUCACCAGGCCUCCAAGAGCUCCCUGGAUUGUCGGUCGUGGCUCAGAAUGUGUACAAGAUCCCUAAAGGUCCCUGGAAAUAAAACGGCAUAAUGCUAUCUGUCCUUAGGUAGCAGUUCUUCUAAGUGAAUCAGUAUUUAAUAUGAUUUCCAAUUCCCUCACACCUCCGUGGAGGAACGUCCCGUCAUUGUUGCCUUUCCGUGAAUGUCGGAGGGUGUCGUGUCACUCGUUGCGUUAAAAUCCGUAAGCACAAUAAAGUGGAUGCUGAACUGUCACGUUAUUUAGAUGUCCCCGCUCCGUCUCUGAAUGUGUAAGAAGCCCGGUGAACUCUCUCUUUGUUUUAGUAUAAAUAUAAUUUAUAGGAACUUAACUUACAGGUUUAAUACCGUAUAGCCUCAUUUUUAACUAUUUCCACUGGCGGAAUUUAUCAAAAGACCUUUAUUGUAGGCAGUAUUCAGGACGCACACCUAUCUGGCCAUCGGUUCAGGGUAAAAAACUUUGGUUUCGAGUAUAAGCCCUCAGAUUGAAGUCAUCUCAGUACUUGUUUCCGUUGUGUUCUUACACACUCUCGCAUGUUCUCGGUGACAGUGCUGCAUGCGGCUCUAAGUUCCCCGUCACUAUGAUUUGCGGCGUUGUCCUUCUGGAAAACGAUUUUACUCGGAGGAUGGAAAAACUUCAAGUUCUACUUUCAGUGAUGUAGGUGCUAAUACUGGAUCUAAUCUUCCAGAUUCAUUUCUUUUACAGAUCGGUUAGUCUUUUUCAUCGUGAAAUCCCUGAGGCCUGUUUAACAUUUUAACUGUACAAAACCCUUUUGUUUUUCUAUAGCCUGUAGCACAGUGUGUCUGCCUGCCUUUCACACCCAUUGCAAUAACUUGCUGAAAUAGUCACGGAUUAGUAAAACUUUUCUUAAAUAAA
Molecule: messenger RNA, 1887 nt
Organism: Tachyglossus aculeatus (Australian echidna)
Lineage: Eukaryota; Metazoa; Chordata; Mammalia; Monotremata; Tachyglossidae
Gene: GOLGA7
Product: golgin A7
Exons: 5
Coding region: 31-444 (137 amino acids)
Biological process (GO): protein targeting to membrane; peptidyl-L-cysteine S-palmitoylation; Golgi to plasma membrane protein transport
Cellular component (GO): palmitoyltransferase complex; Golgi stack
Source: RefSeq, a predicted model, not a curated record